UCACAAGACUCGAGUGCUUCAGUUCUCUCUUAUUACUGCGAUAUAACAAUUUCUCUUCAGAAAAAAGAUGCCUGAAAAUAUUUAUUUAAACUAUUUAUCAGACCUCAAACUGACAUCAGCGGAUAAAGAUGAGAGGCACUGCUGUGAACCGAUGCUGAGGAAAUUCUCUGUUCUCCUCUUCCUGUCUUUGUUGGCAAAUGGAGUUUUGGCAUACCUUUAUCACACCACAAAUGCAAAUCAGUAUUGUGAACCAAGAAGAAACUGCUUAAAUUCAACCUUGCCUUUAGAUUCUCAACCAAUAAAGAAAAUAAAUUCCAUGAUUAUUAAAAACUACAGUCUACCAAACUACUGUUCAGAUGUACAAGAGAAGUGGAUCAGAGCACAGGGCAGAUUCUAUGUUUUCUCCACUGAUGUCAUGGACUGGAACAGCAGCAGAGAGCGCUGUCAGGAUCUGGGUGGAGACCUGGUCAUCAUCAACAAUGAAGACGAACAGAAAUUUCUAUCUAAAAAAGUAAAUGGUAUCAAUAACUAUCACUGGAUUGGCCUGACCGACAGCCAGAUGGAGGGCACGUGGCUCUGGGUGGACAACAACCCCCUAAACAACAACUUGCAAGUAUCAUUUUAAAAUCCUGUCAGGACAUUAUUAAAAUUCUUCUUAAAAUCUUUAAGAAUAACUGACAAAUAACAAACCACUGAUGCUUAUUUAUUUUUUUACGGUUGUUGUUCCCCAUAAAUUUGUUCUUGACCUCAUAUAUGUCAUUAAUCAUUAUUAUAGAUGGGAGUCUCCCCCGGAUGACUGGAAGAGUGAAAAUCCUUUGGAUGGUGAAGACUGUGUUAUCUUAAAGGGAGAAAAAUGGGGGGACGUCUCUUGCCUGAGGAAAGAGAAGAGGAUCUGUGAGAUUCCAUGCUCAGUGACACAGAUCUAAAAGAAGUAAUUAGUUACGCUUGUAUUUAGAUUGUAUUAAGUCUUCUUUCAAGUUUAACCCUGUUGUCAUUUCCAUCGAAUGAGUUGUGAAUUGUAAUAGGCUAUCAUCAGUGUUGCCAACUUAGCAAUUUUGUUGCUAAAUUUAGCAACUUUUCAGACUACCCUAGCAACUUUUUCUUUCAAAAGCACCUAGCAACAAAUUUAGCCAUUUAAAAAAAAUAUUUGGCAACCUUUAGCAACUUUUGAUAAGUGACUCAGACAAUAAAAAGGAACACAUUUUCCAUCCAAAUUUCACAAGAAGAGGAAACCAAAGAUGCCUAGCAGUACACACAUCACGUGAAUUAAGUUAGCUGUUAUCUGCAAUUGUUAAAUUUAAUAAUAAUAAUAAUAAUAAUAAUAAUAAUAAUAAUAAUAAUAAUAAUAUCCAUUAUCCACUGUAACCUGAAAACACAAUGCAUAAUUUAAAAUGCAGGUAAAAAACCAAUACGGAAAAUGAUUUCAUAUUAACAUACUAGAUUGUGCCCUAUUUUUACAGACAUUUCUUAGAGUGUAGCAUACAAACUAACUACUAAUACACCGCUUAAAGCAUAAUUGUUGAGAAUGUGUAGUAUUACUAGUUUACUAGCUAUUAAAAAAACUUAAAUUGUAAUCAUUCAAAAAUGUGUUCAAUAAUUCAAUGUAUUUAAAAAUGCAGAUAUUUAUAUUUAAUUAUAUUAUGCAUAUUAUUUUACAAACAAAUCUAAACGGACAUAUAUAAAAUAUAGUUUUUUGUUAUUUUAUUGCUGAAAUUUGAUGUUGUGACAAUUUUAUUUUAUAUGUGAUUAUGCAAUUACGUCAUCGCGCAAUGACAUCACAACGUCAUUUAGCAACUUAGGGCAACAAAUCGACCUUCCUUUAGCAACUUUCUCUGAAAAUUAGUUGGCAGCACUGGCUAUCAUUAGUGAUCAUGUAUCAUGCAUAUAUGUUACAUUUGUAAAUGAAGCCAUAAAUUUACACCUUGUGUACUGUAUACAACAAGAUUGUUGCAUCCCAUUCUGUUUUAUAUACUAUUUUUUCUUUAUUCUAUUCCAAACUUGUUCUCUUAAAAUGCCAAAAUGAUGACAUUUUAUAAACUAUAAAUAUAAAAUUAUUUAAAUAUUGCCCAGUCAUUUGCAUACAAUGUGCCUGUUACGACCAAGACAUAUUAAAUAUUCAUAAAUUAAGAAUUCAUACAAUAAGCUUCAGACAAUAGCAAUCAGAAGCGCUGACAUACUCUGAGGAAGGCUGGAGGCCAAAGGUUUUUAUUUAUUUAUAUACUUAUUUUUAUUUUAACAAUUUUAGUCCUAAUGUGACCAGCCAAAAUAAGAAUAAGGCUUUGUAACCCAUUGUACUAGAAGUGCCUUACACACA
Messenger RNA from Cyprinus carpio (common carp), 2314 nucleotides. RefSeq names its product killer cell lectin-like receptor subfamily F member 1. Lineage: Eukaryota; Metazoa; Chordata; Actinopteri; Cypriniformes; Cyprinidae. The record is from RefSeq and is a predicted model, not a curated record. The transcript is spliced from 6 exons. Bases 68 to 625 code for a protein of 185 amino acids.